GGAGAGUGACAACAACAACAAUCGUGGCGGGCAACACUCGGCUCCAACACUUGGCACUCUCCAGCCUCCCACCACAACCACCACUUCCAUAGACCACCACACGUGACCUCAACCUUGUCAGUUCCAGGUGCCCUUUAAGCACACACCCUCAGGAGGAGGGAGGCAUUGCAAUCAGCCCAAGGUUAAAAAGUGCCCAAAUACUAGUGAAGAUGUUUUGGUAUAUGGUGGUGGGAUUUUCAUGCCUCAAACUUCUCCUGAUUCCUGCAUACCACUCUACAGAUUUUGAGGUGCAUCGCAACUGGCUGGCCAUUACUCACAGUCUUCCCAUUGAUAAGUGGUAUUUUGAGCAGACGUCAGAAUGGACUCUUGAUUACCCUCCUCUCUUUGCCUGGUUUGAGUGGCUGUUGGCCAAGAUAGCAUGGUAUUUUGAUCCCCAGAUGCUUCAUGUCAUGAAUCUCAACUAUGCUUCAGAUAUGACGAUCCUCUUUCAGCGUCUCUCUGUAAUAGUAACAGACCUGGUGUAUGCAUAUGGCUGUAAGAUAUGCUGUGAACAAGUUAGUCGAUCCCUCAGCAGGAGAGAGGAUGUGGUGUACCAGCUCUUUCCUAUUUUGUUUGGUAAUGCUGGGCUCCUGUUAGUUGAUCACAUCCACUUCCAGUACAAUGGCUUCCUAUAUGGCAUCUUGUUCCUGUCUAUAGCAAGAUUGCUGCAGAGACGGGAAAUUGAAGCCGCACUCUGGUUUUCUGUUCUGCUGAACCUGAAACACAUUUACCUAUAUGUUGCACCAGCAUACUUCGUGUACCUCUUGCGUUCCUACUGCCUCUCCUCAACCCUCGAAGGGCACGUACGGUGGCAGUCACUCUCAGUGCUUCGGCUGGUUAAGCUUGGAACAACAGUAAUAGCAGUGUUUGCCUUCUCAUUUGGGCCAUUUAUUGUGAAGGGACAACUUAACCAGGUUUUGUCUCGGAUGUUCCCUUUCAAACGUGGUCUGAGUCAUGCUUACUGGGCGCCUAACUUCUGGGCACUCUAUAACUUUGCUGAUAAGGUUUUGGAAUAUAUUGGUAGAAAGCUUGGUUGGAUAUCAUCAACGGGAAGAGCAGCCAUGACGGGUGGAUUAGUUCAAGAAUUUGAUCAUGCCAUUCUUCCUUCUAUAUCACCGUUCAUCACCCUCGUAGCUACAUUGAUUUCAAUAAUGGUAUGGUUUCUUAAUUUCUAUUCAACGCUGGUUUUGAAUCCACAUAAUCCAUGGCAAUUUGUGCGUGGACUAGUGCUCUGUGGAUUUGGCUCAUAUAUGUUUGGCUGGCAUGUACAUGAAAAAGCCAUACUCUUAGUAAUUUUACCUCUUGGGUUGCUGUGCAUGCAGCGUCGUGUUGAGGCACAGGUGUACAUCAUCAUGAGUGUUGUCGGCCACUUCUCACUCUUCCCGCUAUUCUUCACACACCAUGAGACCCCAAUUAAGGUGUGUGCUCUGCUGUUACAUGCUGUAUGUACUGUUCACAUCCUGCAUGGCCACUGGCUGGAAGGUAGAAUGAGCCCUCUGAUUCCACACAUUCCUCUCUGCAACUUUACAGAAACUGUUUAUUUAUUUGGUCUAAUUCCAAUAUUCUUUUAUCAACAAUUAGGUCAUAAUAUGCUAGAUCCAAAGGGAAAGAUGCCAUUUCUUCCUCUUAUGCUCAUAUCUGUGUAUUGUAGUGUUGGGGUGAUGUACUCCUGGCUGAAAUAUUAUAAUUUUGUUUUAAACCCAAGAAAGGGAAAGAAGAAAGCUCACUGAGAAAUAUGCUAUAUUUAAAAUUGUGAAAUUGAUGAAGCUGCAAGAUUGGUUAUAGGCAUGUGUGUAUGUAUGUAUGGAUGCAGGACCAAGUUUGAGAUUCUCUUAUCGGUAUCUACUGUAUUUUCCAAUAUAAAAUUGUAUAAUACUCAGAA
Messenger RNA from Procambarus clarkii (red swamp crayfish), 1921 nucleotides. NCBI's taxonomy places the organism in Eukaryota, Metazoa, Arthropoda, Malacostraca, Decapoda, Cambaridae. The record is from RefSeq and is a predicted model, not a curated record.